Chelonoidis abingdonii (Abingdon island giant tortoise) is the source of this 1638-nucleotide messenger RNA. RefSeq names its product SLAM family member 6-like. Gene Ontology annotation, cellular component: membrane. The record is from RefSeq and is a predicted model, not a curated record. Lineage: Eukaryota; Metazoa; Chordata; Testudines; Testudinidae.
UUCGCAGCUCAGAUUGCAUAGUUUCAGCUACAGGCAAAGAUGAAGACAUGGAGGUGAGACGCCCCUGUGUCCCCUUACUACUCCUGACACUGCUCAGUUUCUUGGCAGGCAUCAUAAUUAGCCAAGCACUGACUCCCCACCGCCAGGUGAAUGGGGUUCUGGGAGGAUCAAGCUUGCUGUCUGUGGAUCUAUUGCCCGAGAAAAAUGUGAACAAAAUUGAAUGGAGCUUUCGUGCUGGGUCAGGUGUGACGAUUCAGGUGGCUGAAUUCAAUGGAGGAAAGUUUGAGCGACCCGAUCCCAGUGACAGAUUUAAGCAGAGGCUAGAAAAGUACAACGAGACCUCGCUGAGGAUCAAGGUUCUGGAGCUGGGCGAUCACGGAGUUUAUGAGGCCCGGAUUAAGAUAGUACCCGCAACUGUGGAGGAACAGGCCUUUCUCCUCGCGGUCUAUGAGCCAGUGCCAGCGCCAGAGAUAAAGAGUCACUCGCUCUCCAACACGGCAGCUGGGUGCAAUGUCACUCUGCAGUGUGAGGUGUCUGUCAGGGAAGAGGUUAAUGUCUCCUGGAGGAGAGGGAACCCACCUCAAGACCUGGGCAAUUUGGAGCGGUACCAGCUCACUCCUGAUGGCAGGACCCUUCACCUGUCUCUGCAGCCCAACCCCCCAGACUCGACCUUCACCUGCACGGCCAGCAACCCUGGGGACCAGAAGAGCAUCUCACUUGACCUGCAGAGCAUGUGCCAAAGCAGAGACACACCCAUGUGGAUGGGGCCUCUUUGCAUUGGACUGAUCGUCGUCACAGCAGUCUGUGUCGGGAUGUGGCUAUGGAAGACAGGGAGGAAAAAGCCAGUCGGCCGAGCUGCUGUCCCCACGGUCCCAGAGGAGGAAUGUCCUUCAGAGCCUCACUAUGCUGAGAUCAAGAGGAGGUGCCCUCCGGAGGGGAACGACCAGGACCCUGGCUUCCCAAGCGAGAGACUACCGAUCACCACCAUCUAUGAUCAGAUCCGAGUGGUCCCAGCUGGCCCCUCUGAGCAGGUUACCUAGGCCAGAAGCGCCAAAAAAAGUGUGUGGCAGAGACGACAAAGUCCUGCAGCAUCCUUGGAGGAUCUCCUGGUGGAAAGUGUGUGUGUUCUUGUGGGUCAGGAUCAUAUGUCACCUCUCGAGGAGGCAGCUGUGGCAGAUGUAAGACCUUGGAGUUUGCAAGACUCUGCUGAAAAUGCCCCAGACACGCAGGGCCUUUUGGGACAAGAAGUGGGAAAUGGAUUUCUUGGGGGAAUCCCAAGGGAAAGGUUCAUGCAAAUUCCCCCAACUCUGGUUCUGCAACCCCCCCGCCGCCCCAGCCUUUCAAAGCUACGCCCUGGGGAGCGCCUCAUUGUCUGCUGCAAACGUGAUGUGAGGCAAUGAAAGAAAAAGCUGAUCUGCCCAAUCUCUGCUCUGGUUCCAGAUCUAAGACAGAUGAAGUUGUAACCAUGGGAGAAAAACCCAGUUGUGGGUUUUCAAGGACUGAACCUACCAGAGCCCGAGGUUGGGGCUGGGGCUGAGCUCUGGGAAGCUUUUGAGCGUGUCUAGGUUAUUCUGUCGUCUUCAUCUGUUUGCUCUGUAAUGCUUUUACCUUAAGAAUAAAGGCGUUAGCCCAGCAGGA